Sitodiplosis mosellana (orange wheat blossom midge) is the source of this 2355-nucleotide messenger RNA. It is a transcript of the gene kdn, whose product is annotated as probable citrate synthase 2, mitochondrial. Bases 195 to 1592 code for a protein of 465 amino acids. Gene Ontology annotation, cellular component: mitochondrial matrix. The record is from RefSeq and is a predicted model, not a curated record. The transcript has 5 exons. NCBI's taxonomy places the organism in Eukaryota, Metazoa, Arthropoda, Insecta, Diptera, Cecidomyiidae. Gene Ontology annotation, biological process: carbohydrate metabolic process; citrate metabolic process; tricarboxylic acid cycle.
GAUUUCGAAUACAUCUGCUUGUAUGUUUGUUCACUUUUUUCCACUCGUGCAAGAGUAUAAAUUGGCGCUUUACUGCCAGAAUAAUACGGUGUGCUCAAUAGUGCGGUUGUGCUGAAAAUACUUCGGAGCGUAGCGCCUGUCGAAUUUCCAUUUAAUUUUAGAAUUGUGAAAACGAGAGGAAAAAUUUUACAAAAAUGUCGUUGAUGCGAAUGACCACAAGUAAAUUAGCUGAGACGCAGAAAACUUUGCCGGCUAUUACAACUUUCGUGCGUAACUUUGCUAGCGAGAAAUCGUUGAAAGACGUGCUCGCUGAGAAGAUUCCACAAGAGCAAGAAGUUGUAAAGGCUUUCCGUAAGAGCAAUGGAUCAACCAAGGUUGGAGAAGUUACCGUCGACAUGAUGUAUGGCGGUAUGCGUGGCAUCAAAGCCAUGGUUUGGGAAACAUCUGUUCUUGAUCCAGAUGAGGGUAUUCGUUUCCGCGAAUUGUCAAUCCCAGAAUGUCAGAAAGUGUUGCCAAAAGCUGAGGGUGGUUCCGAACCAUUGCCAGAAGGUCUUUUCUGGUUGCUCGCCACUGGCGAGAUCCCAACUCAAGCCCAAGCCAAACAAUUGUCGAAGGAAUGGGCUGAACGUGCUGCUUUGCCACAACACGUUGUCACAUUGUUGAACAAUUUGCCAAACACAUUGCAUCCAAUGUCACAGUUCUCUGCAGCAAUCACCGCUCUCAAUCAUGAUUCAAAAUUCGCCAAAGCUUACGCUGAUGGUGUCCACAAAUCAAAAUACUGGGAGACAACAUACGAAGACAGUAUGGAUCUUAUUGCUAAAUUGCCAGUCAUUGCCGCUACCAUCUACCGUAACACAUAUAAAGACGGCAAGGGAAUCGGCUCCAUUGAUCCAAACUUGGAUUGGUCAGCCAACUAUACCAGAAUGUUAGGUUUCGAAGAUCCAACCUUCACAGAAUUGAUGCGCUUAUACCUUACAAUUCAUAGCGAUCACGAGGGUGGAAAUGUUUCAGCUCACACAACUCACUUGGUUGGUUCAGCAUUGAGCGAUCCAUAUCUUUCAUUUGCUGCCGGUAUGAACGGUCUUGCUGGCCCACUGCACGGCUUGGCUAACCAAGAAGUAUUGAUUUGGUUGCAGAAAUUGCAAAAGGAAGUGGGCGACAAUGUCACCGAAGAUCAAUUAAAAGACUUUAUCUGGAAGACAUUGAAAUCGGGACAAGUUGUUCCAGGCUACGGUCAUGCUGUGUUGCGUAAGACCGAUCCACGAUACACAUGCCAACGUGAAUUUGCAUUGAAACAUUUGCCAAACGAUCCAUUGUUCCAUCUCGUGUCGACCGUCUACAAAGUUGUGCCACCAAUCCUCACAGAAUUGGGCAAGGUCAAGAAUCCAUGGCCAAAUGUGGACGCUCACUCUGGUGUUUUAUUGCAAUAUUACAAUUUGAAGGAAAUGAACUAUUACACCGUUAUGUUCGGCGUAUCACGUGCUCUUGGUGUGUUGGCUCAAUUGAUCUGGGACCGUGCUCUUGGUUUACCAAUCGAACGCCCGAAGUCGUUCUCAACUCCGGCUUUGAAGAAAUUUAUUGGUGCUAAGUAAAUUAACGAUAACACAACCGCCGUCGCAUUAUUAAUGCACUGUAAAACAAAACUCACAAAAACGAACUAAAUAAAAAUGGGAAAAAAUAUUUAAAUUAUAUCGAAUAAAUCGUUGAAACUUAAAACAAAAAACCACACAAACACAAAUACACACACAAAGUCGAUCCAAUUGAAAAAUGACUAUCAUAAGCACAUUUCUUUUGAUUAUUUCUUUUCUACUUUGAUUAAAUAUCCGGCUGAUAUUUUAAAUUGGCGUGAGUCAAAUAUGAAUGAUUGAAUUUGAUAAUGACGACGAAAAAUACAUUAUCAAAAGAUGAUAAGAUGAUAUGUAAAGGGCAAUUAAUCUAGGAAGUAAAAAGUACAGCGGUGACAACAACUCUAAUUUAGUCAGAUUGUGGGGCACAUUUAUACAAGUUUGGGCUUUCAAGAGUAUUGGAUGAAGACUGUUAGUCUGUUAAGAUUGUGCAUUGAAACCAUUUUCACCCGAAUUAGUCAAUUUUUCACCACUGAAAUCAUUUUGAAAUAUUAGUCAUGUAUCAGGAGACAUACAAGUGAAGUUUCAUUGAUAUUAAGAUCCGAUAUACUGUGCUUUACUUGAGAAAUGGAAUACAAACUGUUAUCAUAGAGCGAAAGUUUAGAGUAAUUAGCCGAUUUAUUUUGACUUUAGUUGAAUGAUAAUAAAAUCAAAAAUUCUUCUCAGAAAUGUUUAUUAUCUUGCGUGAGAAUUGUAGACAAUAAAACCGAAUAAAAAAUUCUAAAACCAA